AUGAAGCUUAUCAUAGUGACACACGUCGCGCUCGCGGCCUCACUGGCGGGCGCAUUCGUCAUUCCCCUGCCCGACCCACGGCCGCUCUGCCUCCUCCCAUGCCCGUCCACCGCCAUCUGCAUCGCAGACCCAAGUCCUCGCUGUGUCAUCCCAGGGAGCUUCUGUGGUGGUAUUGCGGCUUUGCCGUGUCAGGGUAGGAAUGAAUAUUGCGUCGACGACCCCAGGGACGACUGCGACCCUGGAUACAAUGGGUUUGACUGUGGCGGUGUGUGCAUCAAGAAGCCGAGGGAUGUUAGCCCCUGCGCCGCAGACUGA
Molecule: messenger RNA, 315 nt
Organism: Diaporthe batatas
Lineage: Eukaryota; Fungi; Ascomycota; Sordariomycetes; Diaporthales; Diaporthaceae
Exons: 2
Coding region: 1-315 (104 amino acids)
Source: RefSeq, a predicted model, not a curated record